ACCAAAACCCACACAGUGCUAAGCUAGUGCAAACAAAAAUGGCAACAUUAAAGACUAUAACUCUUGUAGUCGUCCUCUUUCACAUUGAUGCGAAUGUCUAUGGCUUGUCGUCAGAUGAAACUUGCAGAGAGAGGCUUGAUAAUCUUGAGAGACUUUUAGCAAACUUGAAUGAGAAACUCGAAAACCAACAAGCGGACAGCAGCAAAUAUGACGCGAUAUUCAAAGUUAUUCAAGACGAAAAUAGUUUUUUAAAAAGAAGACUAAAAUCUUUAGAAGAAAUUGUUCUUACUUCUACCCGCAGGAUGGAGAAACUUGAAGAUAAGAUCGCAGAUUUAGAAUCUUCUAACUGGUUUCUGAAGUCCAGAUUGACAACAGUAAACAAUAACUAUAGUUUUGAUAAAAACUAUUUAAGUUCAUUAUUUUGGAAUCUGAAAGCAAGUGAUUCACGGAAAGAAAGCACGACUACCAAACCAUCGACAACUCACGGCAAUGAGAUGAAGACAAGACUCCAAACUUCAAUGGUAAAACGCAAAAUUAGGCAGUUAGAGAAAAAACCGAGUGUAUCGCAAGAAAAACGUAUCCUGACAGGAAUUCAGUCAACCCCAAAACCAUUACCAGAUGGCGUAGCAUUUUCUGCAUACAUGUCUGUCCAUACAACGGAAAUAUCCAAGGGUUCUACCAUUCACUUUGACACCAUUGUUACAAAUAUCGGCAACCAUUAUAAUAAGCAUUCUGGAAUAUUCACCGCGCCACAACACGGUGUGUACGUGUUUACCUGGAAUCUUUACUGUGACGGAUAUAUAUUAUCUCAACUUGUUGUGAACUCUAAUGUAGUUGGAGCUAUGUUUUCCAGCGCAGAGGGUGCUUCUAAUAUCAGGACCCCAACUAGCAUUGUGGUUGUCGAGGUCAACAAGGGUGAUAUAGCAUAUGUUCGGAUUCACCCUACAGGUAACCACUCUGGAAAUCUCAACAGUAAUCCAGACUGGCGAUCAUCUUUUAAUGGCUGGAAAAUGUACUAAAAUAAAUGAAAUAAAUUAUCUACAACUAAAAUCAAAUGUUAUUGCAGUAUUUGGAGUCAUCGGUCUUUUUAGAUUCAUGUACAUUAUAUUCAUGAUGAGACUCCUAUCAAAGAACAGCAUAAUUCAAUUAAAGCUUGCAUUUCCGAAUUUAAAAAAAGAUAGCCAUUGUAUUCAUUUUAGCUACAUUUAUAAAACAUGUUUACAUCCUGUCUUGAAA
Messenger RNA from Magallana angulata, 1236 nucleotides. RefSeq lists its product as uncharacterized. The coding region runs from base 39 to 1019 and encodes 326 amino acids. The record is from RefSeq and is a predicted model, not a curated record. Gene Ontology annotation, molecular function: protein binding. The transcript has 2 exons. Lineage: Eukaryota; Metazoa; Mollusca; Bivalvia; Ostreida; Ostreidae.